Cephus cinctus (wheat stem sawfly) is the source of this 1428-nucleotide messenger RNA. RefSeq lists its product as uncharacterized. The transcript has 2 exons. Lineage: Eukaryota; Metazoa; Arthropoda; Insecta; Hymenoptera; Cephidae. The record is from RefSeq and is a predicted model, not a curated record. Bases 702 to 1187 code for a protein of 161 amino acids.
AUGGUCCGUUCUAAUGGUCCGUUUGAAUUUCCCGCGCCAGUCGAUGCUGGUGCUAUUACCUGAACUAGGGUUGAUCCAGGAGUUUUGUGAUGAACGGUAUAAUGACACUUUACUAUGAUCGUAUGGAUAAAUAUGUAAGGUGCCCUCGGGGUCAGGUGUGACAAGGGACCGUAAGUGAAGUGGCCCCGAGGUCCAGGUCACUGACAUCCCGUUCGCAGCUACGAUGUCCAAGGCGUCUCAGGAAGAGGGGCCUUGCUACAGGUUUGACCAGAAUUCGCAGCAUCACAGAUGCAGAGAAUGCGAACCGCUAUACGCAGCUGCGUAGCUAUUACUUCUUUUGACGUUUUUACACCGUCAGGUCGCACUUGUUUGCUCAGUGGAGCACGUCGCGAAUUCCGAAAUCAGAAUGACACGGACCAUCUUCGAGGAAGUAUUUUUCAUCGUCGUAUGGUUCAUCUUCUUGUACAUACUUUCUGCAGGUUCAGAUAGCUUCCUGGUCCAUCAUCCUCAUAGGCAAAACCCUACCCCGCUAAGAAGUUACCCUAGUCCGGAAGUCGAUCUGAACGCAUCUCUGGUUGCUGCUGCAGCUGCACUGUCAUCCACCGUAAGAAAUUGUACCGCAUCCUCAAUGAGGAAUCAUCGGUGAUUCAAGCUUCUUGUCAAGUUGGGUCAAGUACUUCUUCCAGUGCCCUUUUACGAAGAUGCUCCAAGAUGACGUGGACUUGUGGAAACAUGCGUAUCGUAGUAGGAUCUUCAAGUUAGGAAUAAGACUUCAUCAAGCUAGAGAGGAAGGUUCCUUAACCCGCAGUGGAAAACCGGCUCGACGUAAACGGAAGAGGAUCCAGAAGGAACGCAGUGGGCAUAAUACCGCGAAGCCAGUGGACCAAGAUAGAGAAGAGCGUCCCGACGCAAUGCGAAUAUGGCGAACAGCUUCAUGGGAAAAGUUCGCGCGGGUCUUGCAGUCUGGCCUGAGCAGACGGGAGAGAAUAAGAAUGAGGGAUGGAACUGAAGGAGAGACGUCGCAAAGGUCCGACGCUCGCGUUCAUCGACCCAUCCAGCAUCCGCGGAACCAGGAGCCAAUAGAAUCAUCCCAGAAGACGAUUAGGUCCCGUCUGAGUGUUUCAAUGAUUUUUCUUAGGUUAGGAUUCACAUCACGGAGUAGCCUCUUGCGCAACCGACCCAAUUGAACUUCACCGAAUAACUUCAGCCAUUGGUUUGGCUUUGUUCGACUAUUCGAGCGUGUCUAAAGCGCCGGACCAUGACGAGGCUUUCAGGCCCUUCGCCCUUGAGGCCCCCGGACCAAAUGGGACCCUCUAUUCCUGCUCAGUAAUUACCCAGACGACAUCCCCGUCAGCAGACAGUGCAAACCACCACUGCUCUGCUGCUGGCCAAAGAAUCUUAGAAAAACAUGAUGUCAAAACCACUUUA